GCGUUGUCGAGCAGCUCGUCGGCUGGAAGUGGUGGGCGUUUCUGCGUCUUCGUCAGUGUGUUGGUGCUGUGAACUGAAGCGUACCCUCUGGUUCACGACCCGCGACUCUCCUCCGAUGUUUCUACCUACGCUUGUGGAGGACAUGCAUCAUUUUAAGCCUAGUCGGGACAGAUUGUACACCACCAGGUGCUGUGGAUGUUGCCAUGUCCGGACGGGGACCAUCAUCCUCGGAACCUGGUACAUGGUCGUCAACCUGUUGAUGGGCAUCCUGUUGACCGUAGCUGUGACCCACCCGGAGAACGUGCCCACCAUCGACUUGCAAUAUGAGGUCAUCGACCAUUACUUCGCCUCCAACAGGAUGUCUGAGAAUGCCUGUGUGGGGUUUGCCAUUUCUCUGCUGAUGCUCACUAUCAGUGCCAUGAUGGUGUAUGGAGCCAUUACUCAUCGUGAUGGAUGGCUCAUCCCGUUUUUCUGCUACCAGCUGUUUGACUUUGCUCUGAGCUGCCUGGUGGCUGUCAGUUCUCUCACCUACCUGCCCAGGAUCAAGGACUACCUGGACCAGCUGCCGGAUUUCCCGUACAAGGAUAACCUGCUCUCUAUGGACUCCAGCUGCCUGCUGUUCUUUGUGCUGGUCUUCUUUGCCUUCCUCAUCAUCCUCAAGGCUUACUUGAUCAACUGUGUGUGGAACUGCUACAAGUACAUCAACAACAGGAACAUGCCGGAGAUCGCUGUCUACCCUGCCUUUGAGACUCCUCCCCAGUACAUCCUCCCCACCUACGAGAUGGCAAUGAAGAUGCCAGAGAAGGAACCUCCCCCCCCUUACAUGCCCGCCUAAUCACCAGCACCGGUUGUUGCCAAAACAGACACGCACAUACAGUAUGCACACAUCCCCAUCGUAUGCAUUCCUACAUUCCUUCACUAACCCUCUCUGAACACUGUCGCCACCCUUAUCUUCAUCUUCAUCAUCCUCUGACCUGCUGUGUGUGUGUAAGCCCCCCCCACCAGCCCACUGUGGUUGUGUCCAGUGUCUGUAGCGGUGUGAGAGGAGAAAGACAGGGAAAGUUUGAGACUUUGUGUGAAAUGAAUAAAUAAUUGAAUGGUUGAAUGAAUGUGCGACUGUAAAGCAAUGGAAGCCACCAGCCCAUUUUUCUCUGCCCUUUUUUUAUGUCUUAGUAAAAGGGAUACAUAUGUAAAUGUAAUGCUUAAAAAAAAUUAAAAAUUAUUUUAUCAAUCCAGCACCAUCUACCUGUAGAUUGAUAUGUGAAGUGUAAAAUAAAUCUAUAAUGACAAUCCACUUAUUAUAGCUCUUAUUGUUGACUUGUGUUACCUUUUCCCCUUAACUAUUAUUAUUCUUAUUAUUAUCUAGACUAUUCCAUCUCGGUCUUGAGUGAAGUCUGUCGCGCUUAUUUGUCGGUGAUUUAUUUUCGCUUUGCUGUGGUUCAGUUUCGCCCUCCGACAUGCUCAUCACUGCUGCCAUAAUGUGUUUUGCAAAGCUAAUGAAUAGUUUUCCAGCCGAGUCUGAAAGAGAUAGAGAGCGGGAGAGAAACGGGUGACGGAUGGUCGCCUCCGUUUCUCUCCUCACCCCGACAUCUGCAGCAAACAGCUGGUCUUGUGAGCAUUAGUAGUUGCAUGCUUAUCAAAGUCAUCCACCACCACCGCCACCAUUACUUUACUUGUAAUAUGAUUUAUUCCUUGUGGAAAAAACAUUUGACUUCAAUAAACAUUUUAAGAACA
Molecule: messenger RNA, 1734 nt
Organism: Solea solea (common sole)
Lineage: Eukaryota; Metazoa; Chordata; Actinopteri; Pleuronectiformes; Soleidae
Gene: laptm4a
Product: lysosomal protein transmembrane 4 alpha
Exons: 7
Coding region: 116-835 (239 amino acids)
Cellular component (GO): lysosomal membrane
Source: RefSeq, a predicted model, not a curated record